Messenger RNA from Eublepharis macularius, 5063 nucleotides. It is a transcript of the gene ARHGEF15, whose product is annotated as Rho guanine nucleotide exchange factor 15. Lineage: Eukaryota; Metazoa; Chordata; Lepidosauria; Squamata; Eublepharidae. Bases 264 to 3206 code for a protein of 980 amino acids. The record is from RefSeq and is a predicted model, not a curated record. The transcript is spliced from 16 exons. Gene Ontology annotation, biological process: activation of GTPase activity. Gene Ontology annotation, molecular function: guanyl-nucleotide exchange factor activity; protein binding.
CAGGCGGUGAGCGCUGGGGCGGGCGGGACAAAGGGGCUGCGAGGAGAUCGGAGGCGGAGAUCAAGCGAGGAGGCCGGGCGGCUCCGGGGCAGCGAGGCUUCCCCGGCGGCGUUGUCUCUGCCCGGUCCCGGCGCCACUAAAGCCGAGCCUCUCCUAGGCGGUUCCGGUCGCUUUGCGCUCUGCGGAUCGCACCAGGCUCCUGCGCCCCUGCAGGCGACAGAAGGACGUGACAUCAUGGUACUGCGACCCGUGACUCUCUCUCUAUGAAGAUGUCCUCCAUGGACCCCUUGCCUCCGGCCACCCCUCCAUCCCAGAAACCGACCCGCAUCAUCAAACCUCGCCCACCCACCAGGCCGCGGCCUUAUUUGCCUCCCAGGCCAGACUCGAGCAAACUGGCCCGUGGCCCCACGCCACCUUUGCCACUGGAGGGAUCUCUGGCCGAGCCAGUGAACGACAAGUGCCACAAGGUCUCCGAACCCUCUCACAACGCUCAGCAGCAGCUUCAUAUCCUGCAGAAUUCAGGGGCUGUUCGGAAGAUCGUGGUGCGCUUUGACCAUGCGGCCCCGGAGAAGGAAGAGGCCAACAAGUCAACUCGGAUGGAUUUGAGUGGCAGCCAAGCACCCGUCCCUGUAGCAGAGAACGGGGAAGAGGAGAAGGUGGAGGAAAAGGAAGCUCAAGGGCAGUUGAAUCCUACUGAUGGAACCCCGCUAUCCACAUCGGGUGCAGUGGAGCAGAAUGGCGUUGAAUUUCCAGCUCCCUGCCCCUCUGGCUGUCCCUGCGUCUGCCACCAGCAGCGGCCUGGCAUGGUUUUGACGUGGGUUCCGGCACAUUCGCAGCCAGUACGGCGAGAGGACAGCGAGGAAGGGCCUGCCUCGGAUCUCUCGUCCUCUGCUGACGAGGGAGGGCCCCUCUUCCACCACUUCUUGGCACUCAACCCCCCACCUGCCAAACCACCCGCCAAAGGCGGUCGGGCCCCCAAAUCUCGCCGUUCUCCUCGGAGCAAGAAGCCCCCUGACGCCCCGUCUUCGGCUAACGGGCACGCAGAAGGCAGUGUGGUGCUGACCGGGUAUCGCUCCACUGCUGAGCCCCUGCCCCCGCGUUGUCCCCCGUUGAUGCCCAAGCCUCCUCGCCGCAGCAAGGGGGGGUCCCCUGCCUUUUUUGACAGUGAGCCUGUGCCCCCAGCCAUCCCACCAAAGGCCCCAGUGAAACCACCUCGUAGCUCUUUGGGACCCCUUUCCUUUCCCCGCAGGGGUUCGCUGCAGUUCCCGCUUGAGUCCAACCACAUUCACAAUGAAAUCUCGUCCAUCUCUGCUGGGGAAAGCCUCCUCCUGCCACCUCCCUCCCAGCCCCCACCGCCCCCACCUUCUUCCCAGGCAUCGCCACCCCUCCCACCACAGCAGCCUCACCUGCUUCCUUCCUGCCCGCUUCCUGCCACCACAACGCCGCCGCCGCCAUCCCAGCCACCACCUCCACUGCCGCAGGGGCUGCCCCCACCACCAACUCAGCCCCCGCCACCCUUGGACAACGCGUCGCUGGAUGAAAGUCCGUGUCAAGGUGGCUGUGAAACAGACACAAGUGAAUCUGACGCAGGGACUCCAAAGGACAGGUGCUCCUCGGUGGUGUCCCCAAAGGGCCCUGACUGGGGACUCUGCUUACAGGACGAGCCCCUGUACCAAACGUAUCGCCAGGCCGUCAUCUCCAAGGAGAUCAAAAGGCAAACAGUCCCUCGCAACAGCAGUUUCAGUAGCUCGGAUUACGGGGCACCGUCCCCCAGCGAUGGUCCCGCUGGGCCUCGGGGUCCCAUCCCGCACAGCACACUGUGGCAGGAGCUGCCUGCUGUGCGGGAGAGCGGCCUUCUGGGAAACAUGAGCUCUGAGGAGAGGAAGAUGCAGGAGAGUCUUUUUGAGGUUGUGACGUCAGAGGCCUCCUAUCUCCGUUCGCUGACCCUGCUGAUCGAGCACUUCAUGGAGUCUCGAGAUCUGGCAGCCACCAUCCUCCUGCGCGAGCACCGUAUCCUCUUCUCCAACAUCCGCAAGGUCAAGGAGGUCAGCGAAAGGUUCUUGCAUGACUUGGAGGGCCGCCUUGCCGAGAGUCUGCAGAUCUCAGAUGUCUGCGACAUUGUGGAAGAACACUCGAAGCAGAGCUUCUCCGUCUACAUUGACUACGUGCGCAACCAGUUGUACCAAGAGAAGACCUAUAGCACCCUCAUGGAGAAGAACCCCCAGUUUGCUGUUGUCGUGACCCGCCUGCAAGAGCUGCCGGAAUGUCAGCGGCUCCCCUUCAUGUCCUUUCUGCUGCUUCCUUUCCAGAGGAUCACACGGAUCAAGAUGCUCAUAGAGAAUAUCCUCCGCCGGACAGAAGAAGGCUCCGUGCGAGAGCAGAACGCCAUGAAAGCUUUGACCUCCGUUUCAAAGAUAAUAGAGGAAUGCAACUCAGAGGUGGGGCGCAUGCGUCACAUGGAGGAGCUGAUCCACAUUGCCAGCAAGAUCGAGUUUGACAAGCUUAAGGCUGUUCCCCUCAUCUCUCAGAGCCGGCAGCUACUGAAGCAGGGUGAGCUGCUGGAAGUGGUGCAUCGGGGCACCAUCUUCGGCAACAAGCCCAAACUAGUCUCCAUUUACCUGUUCCUCUUCAACGAUCUGCUCCUCAUCACCCAACGCAAGAGUUCAGAACGCUUUGUCGUGCUGGAUUAUGCCCACCGCUCCCUAGUUCAGGCUCAGAGCUGCCAUGACGCUCCUGCAGCCAACAGUGCCGAAAACAGCUUCUACCUGACGCUAGUAGAGAACCACCAAGGACGGAACAGCGACCGCCUCUGCCGCGCCCCGACACAGUCAGACAUGCAUCGCUGGAUCGGUGCCUUCCCCCGCCAUGAAUCCCAACCCAACGGCAAGCAGGAAACCAUCUACGAGGAUUGGGACUGCCCCCAGGUGCAAUGCAUCGAGUCUUACGUGGCUGCCCAGGCGGAUGAAUUAAGCCUAGAACCCAGUGACAUUGUCAAUGUGCUUCGCAAGACCAACGAAGGCUGGUAUGAGGGCCUUCGCUUAGCUGAUGGCAAGAAGGGCUGGUUCCCCUCUCGCUACGUGCAGGAGAUCACAAAUGAGCACGUGCGACGGCGCAAUCUCCGUGAGCGGUACCGCGUGCUGCAGGCCGCCCGCCAACUUCAGCUGAUACGCACCAGCCACCUCAAGAGCAAGUACAGUUCUGCCUGAGAUUAUGAGUGCAGAUACACAAAGUGACCAUUGGGAGCGUCGGAUGUGCAGCCUUACGCAUGAGCCUGUCAGGACUGUGCAGCUGGAUGUAGAAGGAUUGCCACCCGGAGACGUCGGAGAGUGUAGCUGCAGCAGUGGAUGGUGGUUGUAAUGUGACUAGCGGCUGCUAGAGGGAGGUAGAGCGAUGUUCUCUUCCUGACCAAAGAUAACAGUAACUGUAAUGCCAUAAAUUGGCCACCGGAGGUGCCAGAGCACGGCCUCCAAAUGAAUGUCUUCUCUGCAUAGCAUCGCCACAACUGCCGAGCAUCUCCAGCUCUACCGCACUUCACACGGAACUUCUAAUGGUUCGGUUAUCCCCAAGAACUAGUCCGGACUCCUUAGAUACUGCCUUACUUGGGAAGUAGUCAAGAGGAACAAUGAGCUUCCUACCUGGGUUGAUGGGGCAGGGAACCACGGGGCAGGCCUUGACCAACUCAGCCAUUUUUGGAAGGGGGUGUAAAAACCACCCCUGGUGUGACGAAAUCACCAGGCAUGGAGUACAGAGGUAAGACAAUGCAAGGUUCGGAGAGUCUUGGCUCCUGCUUCCUCAUUUCCUCUCCCGUGUUCAGGGAGGGGGAAAUGAUUGAUACCUUUAUCAAGCCGAACGGGUGCAUGUGCCCUUUUUUCAAUGGUGUGCCCAGGGGUGGUUCUUGAGGGUUUAAAUUGGCCCUGGGGCAAGUCAAGCCGAGUGGAUGCUGCAGGGCUGCCGGAGCUGCUUGAGUCAGAUCCAGCCAGUAGUGGCGAUGAUAAAAGAGCCCACACCUGUUGUCAUUGCCUCUGGCCAAGCAUGAACCAAGUGGCCUUUGCACGGUAGGGAGUUGUCUUAGCUGCUACAUGGCUGCCAGAGGAACUCCAGGGCAAGAGUCCACCGGGAAGUCUCCUAAUGACUUAAUGGACUGGUCCUUCCUGAAUGCAUCUGGUAUCACAACAGAGAUUAGCACUGUAUAUAGAUUGGCGCGAUUCCCACUCCCGCCCCCCCCCCCAGUAGAAUCAUGCAGCUAGGUGCAAUAUCUGCCUCACACACUGCCUGAGAUGCAAGGUGCAAUUUGGGUGUGCAUACGCAUGCAUGUGCAAGCCGUUCCUCCUGCAUCGAAGUUUGGAGCGACAGCCAAGCCAAAUGCUGCAAGCUUGGUGCUGCUUGCAGGCUCUCAGGAUUCCUGCCUCCCGGGAGUGCCCUUCACCGUUUUGCGUGCCAUGCCUUUUUGUCUCAGUUCCUCUCGGUGACCUGGCGAUGCUGCAUAGCAACUUCCUUUUGCAUUUUGCCAAUAUAGGAUCCGCACUGCACUGUGACCUUUACCUGCCGGGUCCCGUCUUGGUGCCAUCUCUGCCAGUAUUUCACGGGCUCUUCCUGGUGUUUGCUCAAGGCCCUGUCUACCUCAGUGGGGAGUCUCCUUUCCAACUUGUGACCGUCUCCCCCUUAGCCUCCAAUUCCCCGAAAGGGUCGCUGGCUUGGUCCAGAAGCGGUCCCAGAGUGUGCAUUUCACUAGCAUCUGUUCCACAGCCUCCGAGCAGAUUCCGCCCCACCCGCCCACACCCAUGCCGCCUUGGAUGGGGCAGCCUGAGAUUUCUGCAGCUAAGGAGUUUGCCCCUCCCCUGGCCACGGACCAGUUUGUAUUUAUUACUAUAAUGCUGUCUGCACUCCCAGUGCAGAUGAUUCUGCACCCACCCCAGCGAACACUACAGAGCUCCGGUAGCCUCGGAAGGGGUGGAGGAAGAAAGCGUUUAAUUUAUUCUGUAUCAUAUUUGCCUGGAUUGUCAUGUCUUUUUGUUUUGAUAAGGGAAAAAAAUGGCUUGUUCGUUUUUUCAAAAAAAAAAUGA